Messenger RNA from Lodderomyces oxycetoniae, 2220 nucleotides. Its product is annotated as serine/threonine protein kinase. The transcript has a single exon. Bases 1 to 2220 code for a protein of 739 amino acids. Gene Ontology annotation, cellular component: cytoplasm. Lineage: Eukaryota; Fungi; Ascomycota; Pichiomycetes; Serinales; Debaryomycetaceae. Gene Ontology annotation, biological process: peptidyl-serine phosphorylation; regulation of autophagy. Gene Ontology annotation, molecular function: protein serine/threonine kinase activity; ATP binding. The record is from RefSeq and is a predicted model, not a curated record.
AUGGAUUGUACCAAACUAGAGAUUGAAAUAGAUCCAAAAACAAGAAAGAAGAUUAUCAAUGGUAGAUACCGAAUUAUUAAAAAGAUAGGAAGAGGUCAGUACGGCAAGGUGCUUUUAGGUGAAGUAGUCAAUUAUGAAAAAGGAACAAUCAAUGGGACCACUUUUAAGGCCUCGCCAUUGAAUUCAUCUCCUUGUAACAAUAGCCUGUUUGUUGCGAUAAAAACAAUUAAUCGCAUCGAUAAAGCAAAACUAAUUACAAAAUCAUACAUUAGCAACGUAAGCAAGAUCAAAAAGGAGAUUGAAAUAUUGAAACAGUGCAACCAUCCAAAUAUUGUAAAGCUUUAUACCGUGAUUGACGAUUUGAAAUUCGACAAGAUAUUGUUGGUUUUGGAGUAUUGCAAGUAUGGCGAAGUCGACUGGAAACAUUAUAACCACUACUAUGAAAAAUACUCAAAGCACAAGCUUCGACAACCGUUAAACUUGAACAAAAUCCUAAGGGAAAUUUUGAAUGGCUUGGAAUACUUGCAUGACUACAAACAUAUAAUACAUCGCGAUUUAAAACCGCUGAAUUUGUUAAUAGACGAAAAUAAUAUUAUCAAAAUAUCUGACUUUGGUGUGAGUUUGCUUCUUGAAAAUAAUGUAAACGAUUCAAAAGAACUAGCAAAAAUCAUGGGGACCCCUGCGUUUUAUGCCCCCGAGUUAUGUCAGUUUGUUAGAAAUCGAAUGUCAAUAAUCACAAACAAAAAUCAUCUGGUUAAUCAAAUAAAAAUCGAUUAUAGAAUUGAUAUAUGGAGCCUAGGGGUGACUAUGUAUUGUUUGAUGUUUAACACUUUACCAUUUACUGGGAUAAAUGAGUUUGAUAUAUGUAAAAAUAUAGUUGAAACUGAACUAAAGUUUCCAAGAAUCAAUCAUACUUCAAGGGUGACUGAGGAAGAUAUUGAAGAAUUGGCUCAAUUCAAACAAUUGGUAAAACUAAUGCUAAAAAAGGACCCCAACGAGAGAAUUACAUUACACCAAAUCAAAAAUCACCCGUUUACUACAUUUGACCUAACCCAGCUCGAGAGGGAGAAAUUUUUUAAUUUUAACAAGGCUGUUUUCAAAAAUGCAGAUUGCAAGGAUGAAUUGCAAAAGACUGAGAAUACCGUAUCGUUGCCAUCUCGAAUACGAAAAUUCUUUACCAAAUCUUCAUUAGAGACCACAGUGAAACCACAAUUGCCCAAAAGUCCACCUUCAGCAACUAGUAAUGUCCACUUGAUUGUAUCAAAAGAUUACAACGACUUGGAGCAUGUUGAUGACCUAUUGGAUUCAUAUUUGGAUGACUCGUCGUCUCUAGGUAGUCUUGAAAGUGAAGAAGAUGAUGAUGAGCCACCUACUAUAAAUCUCUUUUCAGAUUUCAGCAACAACAACAACGACAGCAGCAGCAGCAGCAACAACAACAACAACAACAACAACAACAACACUAAACAACCAAAGCCCAAGCAUUUGCCGCAGCCAUUGAACCUUCUGCUGAUAACAAACAACAAAACCGCCACUAAGGAUAACUUGCCAUUUCGUCCUCCAAUACAAAAGUCAUCUGCUUCUUAUUCAAAGGCGCUUUCGCCAACGGUGGUCACACCUAGUAACAGCGUUCAAUCUUUGACACCAGUUAACGAGUUCUUUACCGUAAUUGGUGAAAGUUCGCCUUCCACUAAUAUUGCACAGUCUGGUACUGUAUUUAGCCCGAGCAGACGAUUUUUUGAAGCACAACAAAGUAAAAAUUCAAAGGUAGCAGAACAACCAACUAUAAAAUCCUUGGCUUCCACAAACAAACACGAGAGUAGCAAGGGAUCUGAUGCGCUCGAUUUGAUGGAACCGCCCUCUUUAUUCAUUGGUGGGACAACAACGAAUAAGGAAAAACCAUCAAAUAAUUAUAUAUCUGAGCGGAAGGGUAGUUUUGACUAUGGAUUAUCUCGAAUUACAAGCUCUUCAAGUUCCUUGAAUUUGAAUGCAUAUCUAACUGACGACUCCGAAAGUAUUAGUAUACGUUCCAAUCACAUUAUCUCAAAACACGCCAUUGAAAUCAAAACUAUACCCGGGAUAGCAGUACUGACCGCUGAAAAUGAAAUAAAUCAGAAUGAUUCUUCAAGUGAUGAAGAGGCUAAUUCUACUUUUGUUUUAGCAGAAACUUCCUUUGGGCACAAAUAUAAAGAUUUAAGCCAGUACUUGGACAGUUUGCCAUAG